CGAUGGCCAUGGUCUUCAUAUAUAUGACGCGCCCCUCCCGCCACUGGGGCUCUCUACGAUCUUCCAUCACACCCCGCAAUGCCCCGUCGCUCAGAUACCCCACCCGAGGCGCUCUCCGAUAACUUGGCGUCUGCUCUUUCAAAGCUUCAGGGGCUUCUCGAUGCGUCUUUGCUCGACGAUGCCGAUCCACUGGCUCUCGAACUCGUGAGGGGCGCCAUCGAACAUUUGCAAGCAUGCCAGGAGGCCGUUAGGAACCGUUCAUCACCCGAGUCCUCCCAAGUCAUCAUCGCAGAUGAUUCGGAGUUCUUUGAGGGGAUCGAGGAAUUGUCGUCUGUCAUUCCAUCGAGUAUUCAUGCCUCCCCCACUGCUGAGCGCUGGAAGUCGGCCAUGGUUAGGACAGCCAACGAAGUCCCCUUUCCAACUGAUACUUUACCGCACGACAUUUUGCCCAGGAGAAUCCUCGACCCGGACCCUAACGCGUCGGACGUCGAGCCUGAUUCAGAUCAGCUUGAAACAAGCGAGGAUUUCAUUGCCAGGGUUCUUCAGGACCCAGAGCCGUCGGAUGUCUUCUCUCCGUACAAGGACAUCGACAGCAGCGACAGCAGCAUCAAUGAGAUGUCGAUGGCAGAAUUCGACGCCAGCAUCCCAUCCAUAUUGGAGAUGGUCAGGAGAGCUGAUCCAUCCCUUGGUCCGUAUGAUCCCCACCAAGAUGAUGACGACGCCGACGGCAAGCUCUCGCGCAUCGUCUCUGCUCUCAACAUUAACGAAACCAGUGGCGAUAGCGAUAUCGACGACGAUGACCACGACGGCGAUGAUCACAACGACGAUGAUCACAACGACGAUGACCACAACGACGAUGACCACAACGACGAUGAUCACCACGACGGUGAUCACAACGAUCCGAGCAAUCAUGGCCCCGCCGAAGAUUCAGCGUAUGAGUCUAUCGCAGCUGCUUUCAGAAUCCUUUACCCUGGCCUGACACCGAUUGGGGACACCUCAUUAAUCCUUCGCUGCGUCGCAAAGCGCUUCGGACGCAGUUCCUCUCCCAAGACGUUCUUGCAGGGAUUGACUCUCCUCACCCCUUCGACCCCUCCCCUUGUCGACAGCUUCGCCGGCCCACGAUCUCGCAAGGGGCGCAAGGUCGAAAUCGUCAUUCCUAAGAACCUGCGAUUGGAGACCUUCGUUUACUGCGAGAACCUGGGCGACUUCUACGAACAGGUGGUUUACACCCGCAUCCUCAAGCCCACCUCAUCAAAGGCUUUGACGGAGGCAGAGGUUCGCAAGGCCUUCGAAGGCCCUCUCGAUGACAUCAAGCUGGGUCUGCUGGACGAUAAAGCAAUCGCUACUCUGGAGAGUGUUCUACAGUCAAUGGAACAUGUCCUCAACGCCUCCCGAGAAGCGGACAUCGAACACCACUAUCGCCGGACCCAUUGCGAGAUCAUCUCUGCUUGCCUUAGAUGCCUCGGUAUAUUGCACUAUGCUCGUAGUGGCUCAAGCUCGUCCAGCAAAGACCACGAGGGUGAAUUCAACUCUAGUGUCAAUGCAAGCCCCGACGUGGAAGAUGUCUUUGGCCGCGAAGGCAAGAAGGUGACAUCCGCCACCGAGAUGAAGACCGAGCGCUCGCUCAAGAAUGCAUUCAUCACGGUCCUCCUGCGCGUGGGACUCUUCGACGAGGAGAACGUGAAAGCCUUCAAGGACCAGCUUCACCACUGUCCCGGGUUCGCGCAUCGGUUCGUCUGGCCUGAGGCAGGUGUCUACAUGCGCGUGGAAGAACAAGCGAUCGUGCAGGUGUUCACCGCUAUGGUUUACAAGAAGCUCAGGGUCUACGAACUCUCAAGCAGCGACCGCUCCGUCUUCUUCUUCCGAGACUCCCUCGAGAGCACGACUUUGUAUGUUUCGCGUGUUUACAACACGCUGGACCUGCACGCCACCAGCGAAGACCCCAACACGCCGGAUUGUAUGACCAAUCUCACCCGGUUCGCCAUGCGAUACAUCGCUGCGAACGACCUCUACGACGAAGUUGCAAAGCUCCUACCGCCAGCCAAGAAGGAGCAUUGGAAUACGGUCAGUGUCGCCGAGCAUGGGUAUGGCCCUCCGUAUGGAAUCGAUACCCGGACGGACUGGGCAACAACCGGUCAAGCGUUCUACAGCCCCGCGCCCGCCGAGCAGCAACCAAUCGUCGAACAGCGACCGAUCAAGCGUAAGAGGUUACGGAAACCUCACGGACCGUGAUCGGCAUGGCUGAGAGAGGGUAUCUUGGCUUCUACUUCCUUCGAACGCCGUAGAAUCGGUAGACGCCAUCUAGGAUAGCGUACAUUUUCCUAUACGAGGCACGCCUCUAAUCACCUAAUAUUAUUGUACUAUCAGUGU
Molecule: messenger RNA, 2370 nt
Organism: Schizophyllum commune H4-8
Lineage: Eukaryota; Fungi; Basidiomycota; Agaricomycetes; Agaricales; Schizophyllaceae
Exons: 3
Coding region: 79-2232 (717 amino acids)
Source: RefSeq, a predicted model, not a curated record